This is a messenger RNA of Cephus cinctus (wheat stem sawfly), 3760 nucleotides long. RefSeq names its product opioid-binding protein/cell adhesion molecule homolog. The coding region runs from base 259 to 1671 and encodes 470 amino acids. The transcript has 10 exons. Gene Ontology annotation, biological process: dendrite self-avoidance; axon guidance; homophilic cell-cell adhesion. NCBI's taxonomy places the organism in Eukaryota, Metazoa, Arthropoda, Insecta, Hymenoptera, Cephidae. Gene Ontology annotation, molecular function: cell-cell adhesion mediator activity. The record is from RefSeq and is a predicted model, not a curated record. Gene Ontology annotation, cellular component: axon; cell-cell junction; plasma membrane.
CUCAGUUUGGAUUUGGUUCCCGUUCCGUUCGCUUGCUCGUUCUACCAUUCUUCUUCGCCCCGUAGUAUUUCGUUCUUAUCUAAUUGCCAAUAGCCACGCGCGUUCGGUUAUUGGAGAGAGACACCGCGUUACGAAUAUCAGUGAUCAACAGUGUGAUAGUGUUUUUUGAUUUUGAUUUUAUUGAAAAAUCAAAUUUUUUUUUUCUCGAUCUUUUAUUUCUGGUGAUCAGCACGCAGAUUCUUCUUCUGGUACUGGAAGAUGGAGAGAAUAAUGCGAAUUUCAACUUUACUUCUCAUCUUAUUCGUCGUUCAGGGAUGGUCCAGACCCAACACGGAUUCUGAAAAUGAUUAUCCUGAAGAUGAAGACAUUUCCGAGGAUGAUUACGGCCCAUUAGAACCCAAUACUGAGGAUUCUCAGUAUAGCGCAGAACCACCGAAAAUUUUAUCUCAACCUAUGACCAUUACCGUAGUACUUGGCGACACUAUCGUAUUACCCUGUGUAAUGAAGGGCGCAGAUGCCGUCGAUGUUUCAUGGACGAGGAACAGCGAGCUCCUCUACAUUAACGAUAAUUCAUUUUCUACUGAACAAUCUAGAAUAAUAAAGGGUGACGACACCUUAGUAAUUCACAAUGCAACCGCCAGUGACGCUUCGGAGAAUUAUGUUUGUAAAUUGUCAACUAUUCCUGUCACUGAGAUUGUGCACAGAGUAUUUGUCGUACCUGAGAUUACACUGACGCCUUCGAAGCACACGGUAGCGAAAUACGGGGAGGAUGUGGAGCUUGGAUGCAAGUUUAAUCGGUAUCCGAAUAUGGAUAUCAAGUGGUCUUAUAAGGGAGAACGAUUGCCCAUUGGAGAUGAAAGUGUUCACGGAAAUAUCAUUAAGAUUCAUAAAGUAACCAGACAUCAUGCCGGCCGUUAUCAAUGUUUAAUUAAUGAUCACACAAAGACUCCACUUCAUGACUUCAUCGAGCUUGUCGUUAAUUAUCCACCGGAAGUCCAGGUGGAGCAGGAGGCUGUGCACACCGGCAUGGGAAAGGAUUCUCAACUUACCUGCAUCGUUCAUGCUCAUCCCCAUGCCAAUGUCACGUGGUUCAAGAAUAAGAAACAUAUAGACCCAAAGGACAGAAUUUUUAUGAAGAACAAUGGUUCGAAACAUACACUCGUACUUAAGCGUACUACGAAUGAUGACUUUGCCACGUACACGUGUCAGGCAUCGAAUGCAUUGGGCACUACUAGUCGAAAUGUUACUCUGACAGGAGUACCAACCAAAGCAAGAUUCUCUGGUGGAGAAGUUGCUAAUGACACCACUUUGAUUCUAAAAUGGCAGCUGCAAUCUUUCUCCCCGAUAACUGAAUACAAGCUGCAAUAUCGUCGCAAGGGUGAGAGUUCCUGGAUAGACGAGACGCCUAGAGUGAUAGACGGUAAAGGAGCCGGUGAAACACUCUACACAGUUGAGCAUCCAUUGAAAGAAUUGGAAUCUGGGGUAUACGAGGCGAUCCUGAUUGCAAAAAAUGAUUAUGGCUGGUCGGCAAAGGAGCCAGUCACGUUCAGUGGAGAAUAUGAAUCGGUAGAAAAACCAGAUUAUGCAACGGGCUCGGCUUCGUCAAGGCUGGUCUUGGGUUUCACACUUCUUCUAGUCGUUACAUCCUACAUCUCGUUGACGAAUCUUUAAUCAACUCGAGACAAAAUUUUAUGUAGGUAAAUUGCUGAAGCCAAAGCGUACACACCAGCUGGCAUCAUGGUGGAUAUUUUACUCUAAAGGGUACUGUGGUGCCUAACGAAAGUGCUCUUCGAUAAAGAAAAAUGGAAGAAACUCAGGCAUUGCGAUUACUCCUCAUUAUCGGUCAUCAAAGUUCUCAGGAGUUAUUCUUGAUGUCCCAGUGCGAAUAAACCCGGUGCAUUCCAUCUUCUCUUGGAAUGCAGAAAUCAGUCAGUGAGAGAAAGUACUUGAAGAAAAUUGAUGAUGACAAUCCAAUUGACUUGGUAUCUCUUAAAAAGUAUAUAAAAUUAUUUUACUAUAAAUUCUCGUUUAUCAUAGACGAUGACCGAUAGCGAGAAGAUUCAAGAGACAAGCGUAAUCAUGAGUGGAUACUAAUUAUGAAUGAUCCUAUAAUUAUAUAUAUAUCGAAUAGGGUGAAGACGCUAUGUACACGAGGGACGAGCUCCUUAAUCUCUCAUUGUAUUAUCUGGUGCUUAGAAUGCCGACGACAAUAACUUAAGGAUCUGCUAAGCUUUUCCAUACUACUGAAAUCGGAAUGAAUCGUGAGAAUCGAUCUCUAACGUUUACUGAUCAUUUCCCAUUAUUCUACCGUCACCUCUAGGUGUGCCAUUUUAUCAGCGUUAAGCCCACGGCGGCAUUUUAAUGAUAAACUACAAAGGAGCUGGUCCCCCACCCCAUCCCUCCACACCCUCUAUCCCCUCGUCAUAACCCACACGUUACUCCUAUUAUCCUUUCCCUUCGUUUAUGAGUCUAACGUAAGAGAUGCUAUACUUUAAAAUAUAUUUAUAUACACUUAAUACCUAUAUAUAACAUAUAGUAUUCACUGUACAUGAUAUAAUGGCCGACGAGAUGCUCGCGAUCAUUAUUAUUGUAAUUUAUUUUUUUAUGCUUAAGAAGAUCGAGAUCCGGGUCCUGGGACGGCUCUUUCUUCGUGCCAUUCUAUCCCUUCUGUCUUUGCUAGAUUCUACUCUUUCUCCACUUUACAUUAUUUUCCGGCGCACGAACGAGACCGUCCAUUUUGUCGUACGCUAAAUCCACGUACCUAUAUUUCUAAUUAAUGUUAACAGAGAGGAACGCUCAAGUUUUCUUUCGGCGUUCCUACGAUUAUAUAGUUAGCGAAUCGUUUGAUCGGAAACGCGAGUUUCGUCGUUAAAUUUUAGGAUAAUGUCAAAUUUUACGAAGUCUCGCGUAAUCCGGUAAGACCUUUCGGCUUUCGCAGUGUUACCUAAGAUGUGCAAAGUGAUGAAUUUACGAGUGACUGAGAAUUGCGCGAAUGUGUAUGAUAUUUCUUUAUUUUGUUCUCUUCUCUAUUCUAAAGCUAUGAAGUUUUUUUUAUCGCGCUCCUUCCCGGAGACCUUCCAUUUUUAUUUUUGUCUUCUCUUUUUAUGUUAAAUCUCGGUCUAAUCUUUAUUUGAUAUAUCAGCAGCCGGUAGUUAUGCAAUUUUUAUUAGUGAAAGGAGCAAGUAUCGCCUUAUUACAUAUCUACAUUUCAGUGGAUAAAAAAGGGAUACAUUUUUGGAGAAAAAGAAAAGAAAUAUUUCUGGAAAUUCUUGGUACGUUACUUUAUCCGUAUACGACAGUCACAAUUGUACUUAUUGUGCACAGAUGAAAGAAAUUUGCGUUUCUCACGGGUUAUCAGGAAAUAUCUUGCAUUGCUAUACCUAUUGGAGAAGUCGAGAUUUCUAAAAGGAAGAAAAGAAAAUCUGUAUCGAUUAUCAUUUUUCUUAUCUCUGCGAACUGCGAUGUGUGAUAGUCGUGCGAAUAAGCGUUAUCGUGUUAAAUGUAACUGAAUGACAUACAUUAUUUUUUGGAAACUAUAUCUUAAAGAAAACUACAAUGCUGUGGCUGAUUAUCAUGUGUACAGCUUACUGUUGCCUUAAUUAUUGUAACGUGUACAAUCAAAAUGAAAGAAAAGAAUGAAAAAAUUGCGAAUGCAAAGAAACGAUAUCACGUGACGAUCGAACGGUACAAUCAAUUGAUUGAUCGUUGUUUUUUGUGGUAAAACAUAAAUAAAUGAAUUAUAACACGAAUAUUAAUGAAA